CUACCAUUCUUUUGGCCGCUGUACCUUGGGUCGGAUCACUGUCCUCUGUAGGACUGUCGUCUCUUUUAACAUUUUUUUUUUACUUUCAUGUAUAAGCUCAAUAGGGCUAAAAAUAGAGGAGGAGCAGGGAAGCGCGGGCAGAAACACACACACACACUCUCUCCCUCAUACACACACACACACUCGCACACAUGCACGCACAUAUCUAGGACUAAGCUUAGAUUGCUAAUAUUAUUGAUCCCCUUUCCCAAUUCUCUCUGUACUGACUCGGGUUUUCUCUCCAAUGAUGGAGGGGGAAAUGGAGAAUCGGUACCGGAUGGAGGCUUUGGUCAUUUUUCAAAGAGGGAAGUUACUCCAUUUUCUGUACAAAAGGACGCGGCAAAGGAAAAAGCUCUCAGAAGUCGCAAUGGACGGCUAUCAGGUUGGGACAAUAUUUGUCAGCUUACAUAUAAAAGCAAACGCAAUUCUAUCUCCCCCCCUUCCUCCUCCUUCGCCUCCUCCUCCUCCUCCUCUUCAUCCUCCUCCUCCUCCUCCCAGUCCAUAGAAGGAUGGGCGUCAAAAGCCGGGGGUCAAGAACCGUUCCUGGGACAGCUCCCCUUAUAUUCCACGGGCUACGCGGACCCUUUAAGGCACUAUCCCAGCGCGUAUGGGACUGGGGGCGGUGGGGUCCAGGAGAAAGGUUACCCGGGCGCGCCUUACUACCAGCAAACCAACGGAGCUUACAACCGGAGUCCAGCCUGCGAUUACGGGACAUCUGGUUUUUACAGGGAGAAAGAGACAGGCUGUUCUCUUUCGAGCCUAGAGGAGCCUGUUCAGUUCGGCCAGGAGCAAGCCCGGAAGUCAGACUGCUCACAGAGCAAGCACGUUUUCGGGGACAACGAGGAUCAAAAGUGCUCCACGCCAGUGUACCCUUGGAUGCAGAGAAUGAAUUCCUGCAAUAGUUCCUCUUUUGGGCCGAGUGGCAGGCGAGGGCGACAGACUUAUACGCGCUACCAGACUCUGGAGCUGGAGAAAGAAUUCCACUUUAACCGCUACCUGACCAGGCGCCGACGCAUCGAGAUCGCUCACGCCCUGUGUCUGACGGAGCGCCAGAUCAAAAUCUGGUUCCAGAACCGAAGGAUGAAAUGGAAAAAGGAAAACAAGCUCCUCAACUCCACUCAGCUGAGCCCCGAGGAAGAAGAGGAGAAACCGACGGAAUGAAAGAGCAGAAGGGGGAGAGACAGAAUGAGAGAGAGACCAAGCGAAUGAAUGAAUGAGUGAAUGGGGAAGAAAACAAAAAUGCCAACAGUUGGGGAAGCUCCAGGAAUGGCAACCCCUCCCCCCUCCCCCCAAAAAAGGCACAACCGAGACACACAUUUUUGUAAAAUAUCUGAGACUGUAUGGCGGUGUCUUCCUUUUGCACCCUCGCUUGCAUUCAGUAAUUUGUCGUAUCAUAAUCAAGUUUAUAGUCCAAUUUAUUUUCCCACCCUCUUUAUUGCCCUCUCCCUUUACCACGGAUGGGUUUGUGGUUGCGUUUUGUUUUGUUUGAUUUACCUUUGGGUGUCCUUAGGAUUCUUGCUAACCCUUGUAUUUAAGUGGAGGUGCUGCAAUAUAUGUGUCAGGUCUGGGGCUUGUUGAUUGUCUUUAUUUUGUAAAGCAGAAGUGUCAUGCACGAUUUUACUUAUUUGUUUGCCUUUUUAUAUAAAAUUAAGUUAAUCAAACCCUAGGUUCUUUGUCAUUUAAGGGUUUUUGUUCUAAUCAAAAUUAUAUUAAAAAGGAACAAUCGCAACCUAAAA
Molecule: messenger RNA, 1775 nt
Organism: Candoia aspera
Lineage: Eukaryota; Metazoa; Chordata; Lepidosauria; Squamata; Candoiidae
Gene: HOXB6
Product: homeobox B6
Exons: 3
Coding region: 88-1200 (370 amino acids)
Biological process (GO): anterior/posterior pattern specification; regulation of transcription by RNA polymerase II
Cellular component (GO): nucleus
Molecular function (GO): RNA polymerase II cis-regulatory region sequence-specific DNA binding; DNA-binding transcription factor activity, RNA polymerase II-specific
Source: RefSeq, a predicted model, not a curated record